CUGUAAAGAAGGCAGCUUAAGUUGGAAGAGUUUAUAGUUUUAGCAAGGGUCUGGGGGGAAGGUGGAAGCGAAGUGUAAACUUGAAGGCUGCAACUUUUUCUACACUUUCAGGUUCUAGGCACAUAUAAAUGUCUUUGAAUUUCAGAAUUGAUGAAAGCACUCAGAUAACUAUUUUGACAGCUUAAUUGGCUGGCAAGUUGAAUUGUAAGGUGUGUUCAAAUUAGAUUUUUUUUUGGCAUUUCCUAAAAAGGGGUGUUUGGCAGGCCUGGUAUACAGCUAGUGUAUUAUAAUAACUUUCCUGUGCCUGGUUCUUUAUCAUGGGCGUUGACAUUCUCAUUUAUUGAGCAUCUAAACCCUCUGGGAUGGUAGUAUCCACACUUAAUGUGUUAAUGGCUAUUGGGAAAGCUUUGCAAUAGGCAGUCGCACACUCCCCCACCCCAGGAGCUAUGCAGGUAACCUAAGCGAGUGAGGCUGGCCAGGUGUGGGCCAUUGGUUCCUGGAUAGCUGUGUCCAUUGCUGUUGGGGUCAGAGUCCACUAGGUUCUGUCCUCUGCUUGCUGGAUUUUCUGUAUUUAAAGAAUCCCAAUACCCUGACUUUUUAAUGGAAUACCUUGAUUUUUAAAAUUGAAACCGCUCUACAGACCCACGUGUGAGCUGAUGUGCUCUCUGGCUGCAGGUUUGCUCUCUGGGUUGGAGAACUACUGCAGACUUCCCAGAGGUGAGGAGGACAUGUAUCGUGACGCGGAUGAAAUAGAAAAGGAGAAAGAAUUACUUAUACAUGAAAGAGGGUUAUCAGAAGCCAGAUUAAGUGUAGCUCCUGAAAUGGACAUCAUGGACUACUGCAAAAAAGAAUGGAGGGGAAAUACCCAAAAAGCCACAUGUAUGAAAAAGGGCUACGAGGAGGUGUCGCAGAAGUUCACCUCUAUACGGCGAGUCCGUGGAGACAAUUACUGUGCGCUGAGGGCCACACUGUUCCAGGCGAUGAGCCAGCCGGCAGCGCUGCCGUCCUGGCUGCAGGACCCGGAGCUCACGCUGUUACCGGAAAAACUCAUAAGCAAAUACAAUUGGAUCAAGCAGUGGAAACUUGGACUGAAAUUUGAGGGGAAGAGCGAGGACCUGGUUGAUAAAAUUAAGGAGUCCCUCACACUGCUAAGGAAGAAGUGGGCAGGCUUGGCAGAACUGAGAACUGCUGAAGCGAGGCAGAUAGCUUGCGAUGAACUGUUCACAAAUGAGGAAGAGGAAUAUAGCCUCUAUGAAGCUGUAAAAUUUCUAAUGCUAAACAGAGCCAUUGAACUAUACGAUGACAAAGAGAAGGGAAAGGAAGUACCAUUUUUCUCUGUGCUUCUGUUUGCUCGGGACACAUCGAAUGAUCCUGGACAGCUGCUAAGGAACCACCUAAACCAGGUGGGACACACUGGUGGCCUUGAACAGGUGGAAAUGUUCCUUCUUGCCUAUGCCGUGCGCCACACCAUCCGGGUGUACCGGCUCUCCAAGUACAGCACCGAAGAAUUCAUCACGGUCUACCCCACCGACCCACCCACGGACUGGCCGGUGGUGACCCUGAUCGCCGAGGACGACCGGCACUACAACAUCCCCGUCAGGGUGUGCGAGGAGACGAGUCUGUGAGGGACGCGUGCCCGGAUGGCCCGGCCACACGACCGAGGUGCCCUGGCAGCUCCCUGCCGCGGCCCGCGGGCUUCCAGGUCUCUUCGGGUGACCCACGGGGACUGUCGGGCCGGGCGAGCCAAGCUGGACUGGGCUGUUCUGAGGACGGCUUUUGGUCGUUAGAACUAACCAGGGGUUUUCCCUCAUCUUUGAUGCGAUAUGUUUCCUCGGGGGCCUUCAGAGCACUUCUUUUGGAAGGUACAAACUACGUCUUCUCCAUAAAACAAACCUUUGGUAUCAGAGGAGACGCCUCUCGGAGAGGAGUGUGUUCUUCACGUCUCAGAAGCAGACUCUCUAAUGUAAACUUGGUUUCAGUUUUUUCUCAAGAUAGUCAUUUUUUGUUUUGGGGGUGAUGGGUCUCCGGAGUGCCCGUCCUAUGCAAUUCGGCUUACGUGGCCUCACUCUGAGCGGAGCCUGUUAGGGGCACAGUCAUAACGUCCUCUGAUAGUCUUCCUGAGCACUGGUUCGGGCUUACAUGUUCAUUAAAGCUAUCCUAAGCA
Leopardus geoffroyi (Geoffroy's cat) is the source of this 2164-nucleotide messenger RNA. It is a transcript of the gene OTULIN, whose product is annotated as OTU deubiquitinase with linear linkage specificity. Gene Ontology annotation, biological process: protein linear deubiquitination. Gene Ontology annotation, molecular function: cysteine-type deubiquitinase activity. Lineage: Eukaryota; Metazoa; Chordata; Mammalia; Carnivora; Felidae. The record is from RefSeq and is a predicted model, not a curated record. Bases 657 to 1625 code for a protein of 322 amino acids. The transcript is spliced from 7 exons.